UUGAGAAAUUAAAAAACGAAAAAUAAAAAUAUAUAGUGAAAAAAAUAAGCAAAAAAAGGCAUAUCAUAUCAUAUCAUAUGUGGUAAUUGUGUUUAUACUAUUGCUUAAAAUAAAUUAUAAAGAAUACAUGUAUUUAUGGAAAAUGUAUAUAUCACAAUUAUUUCUCUCUGCACCAAUAUGGCCCAAGAUUACAAGGAACACUUUUUGAGUUUUUUUUUUAAAAAAAGUAUAGAAUUAAUAAUCAAGAAAAGGAAUUUUUUUUUUUGGUCAUUUUGUACUAAGGUUUAUUAUUCUUAGUUGUAGAUACUUACAUGUGAAAAUGAGUGAAGAGCAUUUAGCCAUUGUCCCUUCUGAUAGAGCUGUUGAACAGGCAAUAAUUGCGCUGAAGAAAGGCGCGUUAUUGAAGUAUGGUAGAAGAGGGAAGCCCAAAUUCUGCCCUCUCAGGUUAUCCGCGGAUGAGAAGUUUUUGAUUUGGUAUUCGGGUGAGAAGGAAAACAAACUGAGCUUAAGUGCAGUUACAAAUAUCAUCCGUGGCCAAAACACUGUAAAUCAACAGAAACAACUUAAGGCAGAGAUGGAUAGUCAAUGCAUUUCUCUAAUAUAUGGAAAUGAUGAUCAUUCUCUUGAUUUGAUAUGCAAGGAUAAAGUUCAGGCUGCGACAUGGUUUCUAGGAUUGAGAGCUGUAAUAUCGCGGAGUAGACAUGGACUAGUGGACCAUAUGAAAAACAAAAGAGGAGUGCAAAGUUGCAUCAGUAGUCCAGUAGGUUAUUUGAGGAGGAAACAUAAUCUUGGAUUUUCACUGAAGAAAAGCAGAUCUUCUCAGGUUCUUGAUGUCUUUUGUUUAUCAAGUUCUGAAUGUUUCUUUCACCUUGUUAUUAAUGUUCGAAGCUUUUCAAGGAGUCCCACUCGAUCAUUUUCAGAUAAGUGUAAUGCUGAUGGCGGCUUAUCAUGUUCCUCUGACAUCUUUCUUCCUCUAUCAAGUGUGCACAACGGAAUGGAUAAUGUCAUCGCAAAUUCUUCAUCAGACGAUCCAAGACAGAAAAGAGCAACUUGUGUUGACACUGCUAUCCAGUAUGUUUUAAGGGAUGUUUUUAUUUGGGGAGAAGGAGGAUGUUUUGGUGAUGCAGGGGAAGUAAAGAUGGAUGCUUUAUUACCCAAACUUAUGGAGUCAACUACGACGCUUGAUGUACAAACAAUAUCAAUUGGGAGUGGUCAUGCUGCCUUAGUCACCAAACAAGGUGAAGUUUUUUGCUGGGGUGAAGGAAAGAAUGGAAGGCUUGGACAUAAAGUUGAUAUAGACAUUUCAUGUCCAAAAAUCGUCGACUCCCUUAAUGGGGUUCAUGUAAAAUCUGUCAGUUGCGGUGAAUACCAUACAUGUGCCUUGACAACUUCAGGUGAAUUAUAUACAUGGGGUGACAAUUUAGUUGUUGAAAGAAAGACAAGAAGCUACUGGCUUCCAAGCAGAGUUUGUGGUUCUUCCGAUGGUGUGAAAAUAUCUCACGUCGCUUGUGGAGUAUGGCACACAGGACUUGUGUCAACAUCUGGACAACUGUUUACUUAUGGAGAUGGAACUUUUGGUGCUCUUGGUCAUGGAAAUUGCAAAAGUAUGGCUCACCCGAAAGAAGUUGAGUCCCUCAGAGGUUUGUGUGUGAAAUCUGUUGCUUGUGGACUGAGGCAUACAGCUGCAUUAGUCGAAAUAUCUGUUCAUGAUCACCUUAAAUCCAAUCAUUGCAGUGUGAAGCUUUUUACAUGGGGUGAUGGGGAUAACGGAAACCUUGGUCAUUCUGAUAAUGAGAUGAAGCUUUUACCAACACGUGUUUCUCAACUUGAUGAUCAUGAUUUCAUUCAAGUUACCUGUGCAAGCACCUUAACCGUUGGUCUGUCAAACACCGGAGAGGUUUACACAAUGGGAAGUUUGGUGGAUAGACAGGCCAAAGAUAAAUCACUAGUCGCGGUGCAAGAGAAACUUAAAGACAAGUUUGUUACACAGAUAUCCUCAGGAUCUAAUCAUGUUGCUGUGCUUACAUCAAAGGGAAAUGUGUACACUUGGGGUAAAGGUUCAAAUGGACAGUUGGGGCUAGGCGAUACGAAAAAUAGAAACUUCCCAGCUUUAGUUGAGGGUUUAAGAGACAGACAAGUGGAACAUAUUGCUUGUGGAUCAAACUCCACAGCAGCUAUAUGUUUGCAUAAAUCGAUAUCAAGUAGUGAUCAAUCAGUUUGCAGGGGAUGUGGCACAACUUUUCGGAUUACAAGAAAGAAACAUAAUUGUUACAAUUGUGGUCAUUCAUUUUGCCAUGCAUGCUGCAGAAAGAAAACCACAAAUGCAUCUCUAAGCUCAGACAAAACCAAAACUUUUCGAGUAUGUGAUCCAUGUUUCUGCCAACUUCGUAGAGCAUCCAAGAAGGAAAAGCAUAGCCCCAGACAAGCUAUUGAUAACUCACAAGAGUCAAAUAGUAUAUCGAGUCGAAUGAUGUCAACUAGAAAGUAUUCUAGUGAGAACAAUCAAUGCUUAGAUCCCAUUGAAUCUUUGUUGGAUGAUUUUCCAAGAUGGGGACAAGUUCCUUGUCCUGAAUUCCUCAGAAGAGGAACAGAACACUCAAGAAAUUCAUCACCUUCCCCAACCGCGCGAAUUAUGCAAGAUAAAUUGUCUGAAUCAAAUAAGUUCCUCCUUGAACAAGUUUCUAAGCUAAGAACUCAGGUACAUUUCCCAUUUUCUGGUUUUCUUAAAUCAUAA
Molecule: messenger RNA, 2734 nt
Organism: Solanum lycopersicum (tomato)
Lineage: Eukaryota; Viridiplantae; Streptophyta; Magnoliopsida; Solanales; Solanaceae
Source: RefSeq, a predicted model, not a curated record